UCUCCCACCCGCCCGCCCGGGACGCGCCUCCCUCCCGCAACCCAGUCCUGAGAGCCCCGCGUCUCCGCUGCCUCCUGCUCCCGCCUGGCCGGAUCGGAUCCGAGCCCGAGCAUGGAACCCGGACAGCCUCGGGAGGCCCGUGAACCCGGGCCAGGGGCAGAGACCGCCGCGGCGCCGCGCUGGGAGGAUGCCAAGACUUUCUAUGACAAUCUCUCUCCCAAGAAGAAACCCAAAUCGCCAAAGCCUCAGAAUGCAGUCACCAUUGCUGUGUCCUCCAGAGCCUUGUUCCGCAUGGACGAGGAGCAGAGGAUUUACACGGAGCAGGGUGUGGAGGAGUAUGUACGCUACCAGCUGGAGCAUGAGAAUGAGCCCUUCAGCCCUGGACCAGCCUUCCCCUUUGUGAAGGCCCUGGAGGCUGUGAACAAGAGGCUUCGGGAGCUGUAUCCGGAUAGCGAGGAUGUUUUUGACAUUGUCCUCAUGACUAACAAUCAUGCUCAAGUGGGAGUCCGUCUCAUCAACAGUAUCAACCACUAUGACCUGUUCAUCGAGCGAUUCUGCAUGACGGGUGGGAACAGUCCCAUCUGCUACCUCAAGGCCUAUCACACUAACCUCUACCUGUCAGCUGAUUCGGAAAAAGUGCGAGAAGCCAUUGACGCGGGGAUUGCAGCUGCCACCAUCUUCAGCCCCAGCAGGGACAUAGUUGUGUCCCAGAAUCAACUCCGUGUGGCCUUCGAUGGGGACGCAGUACUCUUCUCUGAUGAGUCCGAACGCAUUGUCAAGGCCCACGGGCUGGACAGAUUCUUCGAGCAUGAGAAGGCCCAUGAGAACAAACCUUUGGCACAGGGCCCCCUAAAAGGCUUUCUGGAAGCCCUGGGCAGACUGCAGAAGAAGUUCUACUCUAAAGGUCUGCGGCUGGAGUGCCCGAUUCGUACUUACUUGGUGACCGCGCGCAGCGCAGCCAGUUCUGGGGCCCGGGCCCUCAAGACCCUGCGAAGCUGGGGCCUGGAGACAGAUGAGGCCUUAUUCCUAGCAGGGGCGCCCAAGGGCCCCCUUCUUGAGAAGAUCCGCCCACACAUCUUCUUUGAUGACCAGAUGUUCCAUGUGGCUGGGGCUCAGGAGAUGGGCACAGUGGCUGCCCAUGUGCCUUACGGUGUGGCCCAGACUCCCCGGCGGGCUGCUGCUGCUGCUGCUAAGCAGACUUUAGGUUCGCAGUAGCUAAGUCACCUUGCUCCGGGCAACCCAUCACACUUCCAGACCUCAUCUGGUGAACUUUCCUGGUUCCUCACUGUCCACCCUCCUGCAUGCCGUCCUCUUCCCUCUGCUCCAAGGAACUUAGGAAGACUGGGCCAGCAUUCUCCAAGUACCUGCUAGCCAAACACUGCAGUGAUCCUGGCUAGGAAAGCAGGACUCUGCAGGGUAGCUUGAAUGUCAUGGAGGAAUUGGUGGGUAGAGAGCGGUAUAGUCAGAGAAGCCAUAAUGCCGAAGGGCUUGGGAUGAAAACUGUCGCAUGUAGUGCAGAGAACAUUGUGUGAGAGAGGGCGGAUUCGGCAUCUAAAGCAGACAGACCUGGCAUAGACUGCAUGACUUAAGUCCCUCUUUUUCGUAAGCCUCAGUUUACCCCUCUCCCUUGUAGGUGGUUUCCAAGCUUGGUUUUACCAGAUUGUGCCUCAAAUGAAUCAUCCUGUGCCGGGGCUGCUAGUACCUAUGGCACCUAUGUAGAUUACAAGAUGACAUUCUGUCUAGGUGAAUGAAUUACAAAAACAAUGGCCCUUCCUCUGGCCUAAGCCUGGACAUAGGCUAGAUUCCAGCCCUUCGCCCCUCAGCCCAUCAAAUGGGAAAUAUGCACAGUUCUGCACAGCAGCCCUGCCUGUAUCUUUCCAUGUUGGGAAACUGCUGCACAGGAUAGCCGGCUGCUUCCUGUGAUUUGCUAUCCUGGGCCAUGGACCAUCAGCUACCGGGUCAAGGUUUGGGGAGAGAAAUGAGAGGAAUGUAGCCCACAUGCAAAUUCUCCUCUAGCCAGCAGGGGGCACUGUAGGCUCCAGCUGGAGUGGGCUUUAGUGGCUUACCAAUUCUGGGUUUCCAUUGCCUUCAGUUUUUAGGGAAAGUUCAGUAGUUCUGCCUGCCAACCUCCUCACACCUCAGUCCCGGGUCUGCCAGUCACCGCCACCUGCCAUGCUGUAAGGAAGCUCUCCCAGCAUCGAAAGAGAGCUCUAGACCCAAAAUUGGAGAAAGCACAGGCCCUAAAGUGAGUGGUUGUCCAGGCUGAGUCUGAGGGCAAGCUGCUGCAGGGAGACGUGGGAAGUGUCAGGUCUGAUCUGAUCUAAGACGCUAAGGACGUGAUGGCUUAGAGAGGGACAAGUUGGACGUGCACCAGCAUGAGUCUACUGUGGGUAGGGGAAAGCCAGUCAGAGCUACCCUGGAGGUGAUGAGCUGUCACUGAGGUGCUGUGCAAAGGAUUCUGGGAUGGGCUGAGCUCCCUGAGAGGUACCAAUGAUGACUCCACCUUUGCACGAAUCCACGCAGCCCUUUCUUCUCCACAUGAUGAGUGAUGGUCACUUCCUCCUUUGCUAAGCAGCCCUGGCACUCAGAGGAAGGACGGAAGAGUGGAUGGUUGGUCCCCUAGGAAGAAGGGGCAAGCAGACAUGUAUUCGUACACUGAGUCCCUGGCUCCCACAGGGAUGCCAGCAAUGAGGAACCCAAAGCAUUAUCAGAGGGCCAGGAGAGGAGCCUGGAGACUGAAGGGCAAUCGGAGACUCUAACCUUUGUCCUUCUAGGCGUUUGACUCAGGAUCUGAAUGAGUACAUGUUCUGGGCAGUGUGUCUCGGGGUAACAGGUUCAGGAAGGAGGACAAAGAAAACUCAGGAGCUCCUGGAAAUGAGUUCCAGCUUGGGCUGAAUGAGAAACACGGGGUUGAGCGUGCAUCUGUGCCUGCAGCGUGGGGACACUGUUCCUGUCUGUGCCUGCAGCGUAAGGACACUGUUCUUGUCUGUGUCUGCAGCGUGAGGACACUGCGUGCGGACACUGUUCCUGUCUGUGCCUGCAGUGUGCAGACACUGUUCCUGUCUGUGUCUGCAGUGUGUAGACACUGCUCUGUCUGUGCCUGCAGCGUGAGGACACUGUUCCUGUCUGUGCCUGCAGUGUGAGGACACUGUUCCUGUCUGUGCCUGCAGUGUGAGGACACUGUUCCUGUCUGUGCCUGCAGUGUGCAGACACUGUUCCUGUCUGUGUCUGCAGCGUGAGGACACUGUUCCUGUCUGUGCCUGCAGUGUGAGGACACUGUUCCUGUCUGUGCCUGCAGUGUGCAGACACUGUUCCUGUCUGUGUCUGCAGUGUGAGGACACUGUUCCUGGAAGGCAGAGAUGAACGUGAGGUAGACAAAGCUGCUUUACAGAGCCAUUGGCAUUGUUGCACCCAGGAGGGCAAGACACAAAGGUGAUUUUGCACAGGGUCAUUUUCGUCAUUACAGCCAGGACCCUUGUGGCCAGCGGAGGAGGCCUCCGGGUAGAACCAAGUCUGUAAGGGGCUUUCUCCACUACUGGUUCUCCACGCCUGGUCAGAGAUGUUGUGUGACCUAAGAACAGCUGCAAGGAAGUGAAGAGGGGGUGAGAGAAGACGCUUAGCCUCAGGGCACUCUCCGUCUUCACUGGAUCACACAGCAGCCUUCUGCUGUGAGGCCAUAGUCACCCCCUUGAAGGGUACCCGCCCAGGCUCACAGUCAGAGGUCACAAGCUUGUACGGAUGUGCAAAGUACAAGGUCACAGAGUGUCUUUAGGCUACCCAGCCAGAAAAGGCCUGUGUACUGUGAAAACAGCACCAGAUGUUGCCAAAUUUGGAUGCUGGGAUGCAUGAGGUCUAUGCCCAGGGCCUGGUCGUGAAUACUGCAAACCCUUCCAGGUCUCUCAGGAAACAGGAAUGGUACUGUGCCAGAAGCAAGAAGAUAAGGUGCUGUAAGAAGCUGUGGGUUUCACUGGAGACACCAUGAGUAGCUACAGACAGCCCUGGGCAGUGCAGAAAGGUCCAAAUUCUAUUACUGAAACCAAAAAUGAGCAUCUCAAGCCUGGACAAAAGCUUUUGGAGCUGGAAUAAAAGGCCAGAAGUCCUGGGGGCAGACUCCGGCUGCAGCCAGACAGUCCUCCUGAUGGACUCAAGGGCCGAAGAGGAGCCUGGCAGCAUGAAGCGUUGUUUAUUGUGUUACCAGGGGAUUUAAAAAACCAGCUGAGCAUCAGAGCUGCAGGCCCAGCCUCAGACCGCAGCACUGGGACAGAAGAAUCAACCGCUCCCAGAACACUGGACCCCUUUAGCUGGAAGCACCACAUCCCUAGGUCUGGCAGAACAUUCCUCCCAGGAAGUGCUUGCCAACAGAGUCCCAGGCCCUGUGGAACUGCCACUCGGCCAGCGGAACAGUAGCUCUGUUUGUUAUUAAGCAUGGAGACUGCUAAGAUCAUCGCUACAGAGCUCCCUUCGGGGGAGGGAGAUGUAGCUGGGCAUCUGGCUCAGUCAGUAGAGUGCUCGCCUACUGAAUGCAAACGCCUAGAUCCAACCCUCAGCAUGGCGUCCGCUAGGUACGAUGGUGCACACCUAGGACUCCAACACCGGAGAGAUGGAGGCAGGAGUCAGGAGGUAAAGGUCAUCCUCAGCUGUGGAGCCAGCCAGUCCAAGGCCAGCCUGGGCUACACGAGACCCCAUCACAAAAAGAAGAAAGCAAACCCUCCCCUGCAUGAGAGCCCAACUACAUGAGUGGGAAUACAGCAGGAUAUUUCCUAAAGAAAACGGAAGCUAGCAAGAAGUUCAAAUCCAAGACAGAUUCGAUGUUGCACCUCUGUUCAAUUGGUGUGGGUCAAAGCGAUGAUUAGAAUGGCAAAGCCCCUCCAUAGCAUGCGGUAAAUAGCCCUUCCCCAAGUCCCUGGGUGUCCCCUUGGUCCUCCACUGGGAAUGCUGCAUCUUCCUGUGAUCCAGCCUGCUUGAGGACAUACCAGCGCUGUGGUCCACGUCUACCCUCUUGAGGUGUCCUGGACAUACUGAUUUGGGGAGCUAUCGUAACUUGCUCAAAGCCACCCAGCUAGUAGGUGUCGGUGCUGGGACGGUCUGAUGCUGAGACCUGGAUGUCCAUCAUUUUCCAUAUAGUGGCGAGGGAAGCUCCAUUCAGAGGCCUUCACUGGAAGAACUCACCUGAAGCCGACUUGUUGAAAAGCUGGGACACACUUGAGCAGGCACGUUUUGCUUAGAGCAUCCUGACUGCCAAGGGUUUAAAUUAGACCCAGACAUGUGCAGUCCCACUAAACUGCUUUUGAACAACUUCAAGCUGUGUGAAACUCAGGUUGCAGAUCUUUGAGUUGAGCUAAUAAAGGCUUUGGCCGUCUAAGGACUCUGAGGCCAAAUUGGAUCCAUUGCCUGUUGUCGUAAAGAAAUGUCUGUAUUGGUUUAUAGAUGCACUGCAGCAGCAGAAUUUAAUGGUACCAACAGAAACUCCAAAGCCAAGAGAAUACCUACUAUCUGACCCUCUUAAGAGAAUAUCUGUUGACCCUGGACCAAGGCAAACACCCUUGGCCCACUGGGACAAACAAGGUUACAUCCUCCUAAGCACUUAAGGACAGAAGUUGGCUCCAUAGCUAAGGGGGAGAAGAGAUAGGGACUUGAUGACUAUCUAAACCUUUCCUGACAUUCAAGGAUUUAAAAUUCCAAGUACUGUAAUUUGCAAUUUGCUUGAUUCAUAAAUUUGACACCAGUCAAACUGAAUUCACCCUGUCAAGCUAAUGGGUGAGAGACCAGGAACAGGACCUUGGCUACGGGUGGCCUUGCUGGCUCUCCACCACCUGUCUCUACAGCUGCGGUCUCAGCUCUCCAUUGGCCUCAUGGGGUCUCUGGAGCCCUGGUGCGUGCUGGUAAGCGGAUGGCUGUGAACCGUAGGCUUGGCAUAAAGUGAAGCGUCCAGUGUUGACUCCAGCCCCUCAGAUCUAGUGAGUCAUCUUCACUCGCUCUCUGAAAACAAGUUCUCAAGGGUCCCCAGAAGGCUUUGGCUCAGAAGAUGCUGAUGGAGUGAAAAGUCGGACUCCACUAAAGGGUGGACGUUUCCUCCAGGUAUGAGGUACAAGCCACAAAGCCACCCUUACAAUCCACUACAAACACGGCAAACUGUCUCACCUACUGCCCUGGUUGACAUCACCAUCCCAUCACGAUAGUCCCCCUUACAAAGCCCAGGCUUGGCCUCAGGUUCUUCAUGCGGCAUUUCAGACACCCUGUCCCAGCUGGAGGAGGCAUGAAGGAUUGCUUUCCAGCAGGCAGGCAUGGUCCUUGAUGUUCCUUCUCUGAUGCUGUGGUGCAGCUCCAAGGAUGCCAGCUUCUCACCUGUCUCCAGCAGAAUCUGAUGAUGAUGAAGAGGAGGAGGAGGACCAUUGGCCCCAUAACUGGCAGCUUCACUGAGCCAGUGCUGGAGACAGUGUCCCAGGUUCUGCCCCUAAGGCAAGGUGCAGAAACCUCUCUUGCCAGUAGGUGGCACUGCAGACUGGCAUUCGGCUGUGCCUGUAGUUUAUGGUUUACUUUUCUCUCCUUCCUCGCUACCGAUUACUGUGCUGGACUCUCAUAAGGACUUCAGGUGCUCUGACAAUGUUUGUGAAACAUCUCUGUAUGAUGAGCCAGCCGACGGCUCUCAUCGGAAACCACUGUGAUGGUGUGUAUGGGGAAACACCUAUGACUAUGUACCACUAUACAGAUUGAGUACACGUUUACAGGUGUGAGUGAUGGCCCAGACUUCUUGGCUGAUGACUCUGUGUGUGCACACAUGUAUGUGUGUCUCUGAGUGUCUGUGUGGAUCACACACACUUGCAAGCUUGGAGUGUGUACAGAUGGUUGUCUCUGUUAUUUGAGGAUCCUGGGCCGCACAGGUGAUGACCAGCAUCACCCCUUGGAACUGGUCCUAGCUACCCCCAUCAUCUCACGGGCAUGCCGCUAGCUGUUCCCAUCAUCUCAUGAGCAUUGCACAUGCCUCACCCGAGGGCCAUGGAGGCCAGAUCUCUCAAGUCUUUCUCUAGUUUUCUGCUUAUGUUCCAUUUCUAUUGCCUCUGAACUCUGUCUCCUACCCCUGUGGCUCUACAGCUUCGGGGAGGAAGUGGCAGAAUAGACCCCAGCUAACUCAAUCUCCACACAUCUCUUCCCUCCUCUAACAGAGCCAGGGUUAAUAUGGUUUGAUUAGGAGCUAAAGGCCACAGCUAGGCAAGCCGACUUUCUUCCUGGCCUCCUGUUCUUUUUUUUUUUUGACAGGGUUUCUCCUGUGUAGUUUUGGUGCCUGCCCUGGAACUCGCUCUGUAGACCAGGCUGACCUUGAACUCACAGAGAUCUGCCUGGCUCUGCCUCCUGAGUGCUGGGAUUAAGGCAUGUGCCUCCACUGCCCAGAGGCCUCCUGUUUUUGCCAGACGUGAUUUACCUCUGAUCUUGACUGGGAAGUGUCUCCCCAAUGAGCCAUACCCCCACACACCCAGGGGCUUUAGAGACUGAAUCAUCUUUGCAAAGUAAGAGCUUCCAUAAGGCAACCCAAAACCCUGCAGGCCAGUGUCUUACACUCCUGGCCAAGGCUGAAUAUGCCUUCUUGGCUGUCAGCCACUAAAUUAGGGCAGAAGUUCAAGGCUAGACUUGUAGCUGACACUGAUCAGAAAAUUGCCAUGGUCAUUGCAAACAUACUGUGUGGGUCAGGGGUCACAAACCCUAUGUCUACAGGAGCCCCACAGGAAACAGAUAGGAGCAAAGGGCAUCAGGCUAAGUUUUGAGAGGGAAAAUGCAUCUAGGGUCCUGUUUAUCCAUCCCUGCAUGUAGAAAUUUGGGCUGGGGGGGCCUGAUGUGCCACAGUGUUUUUUUGUUUUUGUUUUUCCUGAGAAGUUAGAAAUCUGAACUUUCAAAUAUUGGCAACUAUUUCAAGUUUAGAAAACACUGUACAGGCCAAAGGAAGCCUAUCUUGUCGGCUAAAUCUAGCCCUCCAAUCUCUAGUUUGCUCCUACCGGCCCCAGCCCAGGGAACUGGGACGUUUAGACUCAAGUAAUUGAGAUUGGAAGGACAUUACCCUCAGAACCACAGCUUGGGGUCUUUAUGAGACCUUGGAGACGGUGUAGAACAUCCAGUGUUUUUAAAGGCUUGGGUACAAGCUGGAUGUGGGGUGCACACCUGUUAGCCCAGCACUGGAAGCUGAGAUUGAAGGAUGCUAAGUUCAAGGCCAGCCUGGCCUACCUAUCAAGACCCUAUCAAAGCGCAAAACAAAACAAGAACCUGCAUGUCAGUGGCUAUGGUGGUAUAUGCCUUUAAUCCCAACACUCGGGAGACAGAGGUAGGCAGAUCUCUGUGAGUUCAAAAGCCAGUCUGGUCUACAGAGCAAGUUCCAAGACAGUCAGGGCUACGUCGUGAGAUCCUGUGUCAGAACAAAAAACUGAAUGAAUGGGCACAAACUUCAUUUUUAAAUGAACACACCUAUAACCUUAACUUCCAAUUUCCUUUUUCAAUAGUGUCCUAGUGUCCCCUAUUUAGAACAAAGUCAAGAACGAAGCCGUAACUCCUAAAGGGUGUGCUGACCCACCUAGCAGUAGCUUUCUGCUUACCUCUAUUCGCCGCCGCCCUGGGCUCCUUCCCCUGACCCCUCUGGCUUGCUGUUCUUCAUAAACCCCCAAGUGCCUCCUUGGAGAGCUAGAGCAUGAGCUCCUUUGUCUAUGUGACCCCUCCCCGGGACCAGAGUGGGCACACACCUUUCUUAGCGCCUCGCCAUAGCCUACUUGUGGCACAUCAGUGGCUCCGGCUCUGCCCACUCGUUUUCCUGGUCACGUGACAACGGGUGCUACAUGCUUAUUACUGUGAGUCCUUCCCCUCAUGCUAGUCCUAUGCCUUCAUUUACAAGGGCUUCUGCUUCUUAAAAGCCAUCCAAAUAAAUAGCCAUUCAAAUGUA
Molecule: messenger RNA, 8920 nt
Organism: Peromyscus californicus insignis
Lineage: Eukaryota; Metazoa; Chordata; Mammalia; Rodentia; Cricetidae
Gene: Nt5c1a
Product: 5'-nucleotidase, cytosolic IA
Exons: 6
Coding region: 112-1215 (367 amino acids)
Biological process (GO): adenosine metabolic process; nucleotide metabolic process
Cellular component (GO): cytoplasm; cytosol
Molecular function (GO): nucleotide binding; magnesium ion binding; 5'-nucleotidase activity
Source: RefSeq, a predicted model, not a curated record